UUCAUCAAUUAUCAUCUUGGAAGGAUGUCUCACUUUGCAACUCCUUUAAUUGUAGUAAAUCUGGGAUGUGAAAUGUUAUACGUAAUUGAUCAGAGACUUAAAACACAAAACAUUCCUGUGGAUAAAUCAGUUAAAGUACUGACAGAUCUAGUUACAGUUUUGCUUCAUCCAAAAUUAAUGGAAGAGAUAUUUUUACCGCAACCGGUACCUGCUCACAAUGUUAUAAAACAGCUGCUUUUAGAUAUAGCAGUCUCGUCAAUAAUGAGACUGGAUGAUUAUUCCAUGAACAGACUAUGGGAUUUAAUAACGAUGAUUUUUAAAUGGCAAAUUUCGAUAGCAAGAAAACAAAACGCUUUUGACAUUACCCGAAGACAUUUAAAAAGUGUAGCCAUGCUGGUUCCGGACAUUUGCUCGAAACAAGCAAUUGAAUCUACAAUAAUCAAAUUCGAAACACUUGCUAAAAAUAUUUCAGAAGAUGACUAUAAAUCUCUAUUUGGUACUUUAGUUUUAUGGUUUUCUGAAUAUCGUACUAAAAUAUCAGUUCUCCUAAGAUUAGGACUUCAGUUGAAAGACGGUUUAUUUAGAACACCAUCCGCAAUACAUCCUAAGUUAUUGAAAAACUUGGGAGAUAACAUUUACACAUACGACACUAAAAUGAAGUCUAUUGACGACUACGAUGUACAAUCUUCUGAUGGCAUUGAAAUAAAUUGUCUUCUGGGACUUAUCAAACAGUCUUCUUCGAAGGAAAGUUUAAAUUUUAUUGAGAACAUUACGCUUAAUGGAAUACGAAAAAUGGAAUCGACUGGAGCGAUCAUAGAGGACAUACAAAUAAGCAGAAAAGAAAAAGGUGAUCUAAAUUUUAUUGCUAACAUACCGAAGACUACUAAAGAAGAUUUACUUCAAAUGCUAGAUGGUGAUAUAUUAAAAGAAAUUAAUUAAAAUGCCUACGAAUUGUAUUUGCCAUUGUACUUGAUUAUUUGACCAUUACUCAUUUAUGUUAUUGUGAUAAUCUGUCUUAACCUAAGAUAAAGCAGAUAUACUAUGGAGGGUAGAGGCAAGGAGAAUCUUAAGAGAGAAAAUUUAAGAGUGUCCCGCUUAAUUAUGCUGUAAAUAACAGUUCAAAAAGCUUCCACAAUGGCGCUGAUGUAGGGCACAGGGUAUUGUAGGAAUGUAGCAAUUGUAGAUGAAGUGAAGUAUGCCGAGUUAAAUUUUUUAUAUUAUUGUCGACAGUCAUUGAAAAAGUAGUUAAUUAUUGAAAAUAUCAACAAUUUUCGUUGAAAAAUAAAAAACUACGUUUAAAAAAACCUACUUACAUCAAAAACAAAAAAAAUGUAUCUAUUAAAUAACUUAUUAAAAAAUUUAAUUUAAUACACAUCUUAUGCAAAACUUUCCCUUUAUUAUUAAUAAAAUAGUACUAUUUAUAUCUGCUACCUAUUGGAAGGUUUAAGUCGGAAAACUCCAAAAAACAACCGUACACAAACUACAAUUACAUCAUCCACGUAAACAAAAAUUUUCAUAAAACGAAAAGUACUGGGCCAUACAUACAUACUUAGUUGUAAAACUUUUAUGGGACCAAAUGGAUCUAUCUGAUUCGAACGAAGAAUCACGGAUCAUAAAUCUCUGCAUAAUCGGUGUACAUACAUAAAAAAUACCGAUCGAAUUGGGAACCUCCUUUUUGAAGUCGCUUAACAAAAUAAUGUAGUAAAUAUAACCUUACAAAAUUACUUAUUUUAUAUUUGUUGCUUUUAAACAUUUACCCUGAUGCUACUGCCCUAAUAUUACGCAUUUUGACGGACACUUGUCAUAUACACAGAUGAUUCUCCUGGCGUCUACCAUCUCUCUAAGAUAUACUCACAGUAGCUCCGUAGAUAAGACACUUUUCGCGUUCACACCUAACAAGUAUGAACUAUGACAUACUUCAUUACUACUAAGCUGUAAUCAUUAAAUAAAAAUCGUUGUUCGUGGAAAAA
Molecule: messenger RNA, 1970 nt
Organism: Leptidea sinapis
Lineage: Eukaryota; Metazoa; Arthropoda; Insecta; Lepidoptera; Pieridae
Gene: OSCP1
Product: protein OSCP1
Exons: 2
Coding region: 25-939 (304 amino acids)
Biological process (GO): transport
Cellular component (GO): cytoplasm; plasma membrane
Source: RefSeq, a predicted model, not a curated record